Danaus chrysippus (African queen) is the source of this 2751-nucleotide messenger RNA. The record is from the annotation of a GenBank genome assembly. NCBI's taxonomy places the organism in Eukaryota, Metazoa, Arthropoda, Insecta, Lepidoptera, Nymphalidae.
AUGAGUUUGGGAGCUCGCGCCACCAAGGGUGGUGUGAAGAAAGACGGGAAGCAGGACAAAGGAAAGGUUGCCGAGAAACCUGCCCCCAAGGAAAAGACUAAACCACAGGCGACCACAGAACAACUUAGGAUGGCCAACAUGAUUGACUGCAAGAGUGAAGAUGCCUCCGACGUACGGAGAAUGGUGACAGAGUUGAUGGAAAUGACCUGUCGCACCGAGGAGGAGGUAUGCUCGGCCCUUCAUGAUUCAGACAAUGAUCUGCAGGCCGCCUGCAACCUGCUGCUGGAGGAGAGCCAGCGGAUACAGGGUGAAUGGCAGACCAGCGAGAAAAAGAAGAAAAAACCUUCUCAACCAACGGGCAAUGGAGAUGCUGAGAGGGACAGAGAUGCUCGCAGUAGAUCCGGGCCUAGAUCACGUCGCGGUGAGGGUGAGUCCAACCAGCCGGCCGGCGGAGGCCGCGGGAGGGGAGCGGGCAGAGGGAGGGGAGGCUCCAGAGGCGGGAGGGGCGCGGGCAGAGGGGCGAGGAGGGGGGGACCUCCUAGAACACACGGACAGACAAGGGACGGGGACUGGCCGCACGCGCCCGACACCGCAGGUGGUAACAUUGAUUCUUUCCCCACUACAGAGGAUUGGGACAAUGAGGAAUGGUCGGGCUCUCUAUCUGAUACUAAGGUGUUCACUCCUAGUUCCAAUGCAUUGCCGGUCGAGGCAGAGCCACCGGCCGCUACUGAGGAUUGGGAAUCCGGAGAGGCGAAUGGCCGUGAGCACAUACCGACAUACACAUACCACAACACACACCAACAUAUACCCCAAAUGAGCAAUACAAACGCCGUAUCGGCAGCUACUACGCCUGUCACGACCGCCGCUGCUAAGACGGACGAAGGAUAUGGACAACAUCAGCCGAUGGGUAUGUCUGGCAGUCUGAGCGCUGCGCAGACGCAGUACCUGUCUCAGUUUACUACACAGGCGAGGCACGACUCAGGUGUGUACGGAGGUUACGGCGUGUACGCAAGUGAAGCGACCCGCAAACAACGAGUUAGAGUACCGCCGCCUUCAAAGAUACCGUCGUCAGCGGUAGAAAUGCCAGGCGGGACUGAUACUUCAAGCAAUAUGUUCAUCGACGUUCAGUUUGGAGCCCUAGAACCUGACGCGCUGCACGAGCCCGCAGCCCCCGCGCAGGGGGCGGCGCCUCCCGCUACCACGCACUCACCUACAACCGGCGUACAGACUAACAAACAGGUUACAUCACAACCUGAGAGCCAGCCUGUACCAAGCCAUGAGACUACUACGGAGGCUCCAAGCAAUAAUUAUCCUAAUGCUAAUAGUAUGUUAAGCGAGACUAUAUCAGUAGUGGACCCCACACCUACAAGCCAACCUGUGACCUCGGAUACUACAGUCACUAACAGUAGCUCGUUGGACAAGUUGUCAGCGUCUAUGAAGCAGUUGGGCGUGUCGGGCGCGGCGAGCCCGGCGGGACAAGACGCGCAUCGGCACCACUAUACGCACCACCGACCGAAGUCUGUAAGUCAACAACAGAACGUGUACGCGCCGCACCACGUGUCACAUCAUCCGCCAGUAUACGGAGCUAAUGUGUACGCGCCACAGGUGAAUUCAACAAAUGCUUCACUAACGGGUGCUUCAAUGGCCAGCGGAUAUCCGUCCAGUGUUACUCUCACACAAUACCAACCAAUCAUUAACUCAUAUCAGCAACAACAGACGCCAUCAUCGACGGUGUCAGCGGCGUCCGUGUCAGCGUACGGAGGGAGCGCGCUAUACACGGCCGCCCCUUACACCGCGCCGCCCGCGCACCACGCAUACCACCACGCGCACAAACACCACAAGGACGGCACGCAGGCGCCGCAGUAUGACAGUUCAGUGGCGUCAAGCAACAGUUUAACGAGCACAUCGACAACACAGACUUCAACGGCGAAGGUUACCACGACAACAGUGAGUAACGCGGCCAGUACGGGUGCGUCGUCAGCCACAAGCGCAGCGGGCGGCGGAGCGGGAGCGGGCGCGGCGUACGCUGGAGGAGCGUUAUAUGGAGGAGCGUACGCUUAUGACGAACAAAUCAUGAGAGGAACGCUUCCGCACCAUAUGGGUGGAUAUUACGAAGUCGGCUACGGAGCGCGCGAAGGUACAUUCGGUUUAGGAGCGGGAGAGAGGUUUGGUAGAACAGACGCUGCCUCGCCACAACAGGUCCCGGCCGCCUUACCUCCCGGUUACGCGUACUUCUAUCAACCACCACCUACGUCGUAUCAAUAUGGAGUAUACCCACCUUAUGGUGGUGGCUCAAGCGUGGGCGGCGUGGGCGGUGUAGGUGGUGUGGGCGGCGUGGGUGGAGUUGGCGGCGUGGGCGGUGUGGGCGUAUCGGGAGGUGGAAAAGUAUCCGCUUACUCACAACAACAACAACCGCCAUACGACGGCCAGGACACGUAUAAACCAGGCGGGCCUUACACGGGUAGUGCGAAUAAGACGGCCGGAGGCGCCAAUGAUCUCACUAAUACAAUGUAUGCCAAGACUCAUGUAGCACUCAACAAGGUUAAUAGUUACGAGAAGGCUGGUUUCCACAGCGGCACCCCGCCGCCUUUCGGCGCCGGCUCACAUCUGUAUAUACCGGCCCCGCCUCACCACCAUCCGCACCAUCACGCGCCGCAACAACACCAGGAAAGCGGAUCAGCGGGCCGUGCUUCAUCUAAACCACAAUCGAGCAAGCCAACAUAUUCCCAAUCAUACUGGACGCCUAACUAG